AUGACACACCCUGGUGCAGCCAAGUCCGGAAAAAUUCCUUUUAUGGCCAAUUUGAGCGGCAAGAGCCUGGCCCGCAGCUUAAAGCGAAGCGAUAAGAACAAAGCAACCGAAAAGCUGGGUCGUGUUUUGCGCAACUUCAACAUCACAAAGAUAAGCGAUCUGGAACUAAUAUCAAACUCCACCGAUCGCCUGGACAUAACAUUCCACUUCUUUGGCGUGAAAGGAGACUCGCAGCGCAUCCGGGAUGCCAUCACCCGGAUGGUGGAGCGCGGCAGGAUAGGAAACUUCACCCUGGUGGCAAAUUUCCAUCACUUCGAUGAGAACCCACCGCUGGGUUUGCUGGAGCUGACCGUCAAUCAACCGCAAUCAGGAGUCCGCGAGGCCAGUGAGUUCAUCAUAUCCUGCACCGCCCAGGGCUCAUCCCGGAUGCAGUUUCAGUGGUUCAAAGAUGGGGCUGUGGUGAAUGCCACCAAGGCGACGAGAGAAAUCUGGACCACGGUCUUACCACCCGAGACCAAAGAUGUCUACACUGCGAUAAUGGGCGUGACCAAAGCAAGUCGGAUAGACGAGGGCGUCUAUAGCUGUAAGGUCACCGACUGGGGCGUAGAGCAAUGCCGCUCCUUGCACAUCCACAUCAAGUCUCCGCCCCGUCUGCGCGUGGAUCCAGCUAGUGUGACCCUGCAGCGUGGGGAUUCCCUGCGGGUGAGAUGUCUAUCACCCGGCAACGAUGACAUCAAACGGUAUGCCCAACUGGGUUACAGCUGGACCCGCAAUGGCGUCCUUUUCCAGUCCGACGCAGCCACAGCCAUGUGGGAAGACCUCUAUCCCGACGGCAGUAUUCUGAAGAUCAACAACAUCCAGAAGUCAGCGGAGUACGCCUGCCUGGUAUCCAACAGUGUGCGUCCCGUGUCCCGAAGUGUUUACAUCAAUGUCAUCGAGCGGAAUGCCGUGCAUGUAUGUCCGGCGGAGUCCACUUACGGUGUUCAUUGGCCUACCAGUGCACCUGGAGCUCCCAUCAUCACCGACUGCCCACGGGGAUUUGAGGGUCACCUGCGUCGCAUCUGCGAGCAAAGAGACACGGGAAAUUCCACCUGGUUGUUGCCUGACUUUUCUGGUUGCGUAAGGGACGAACUGCUGCUCAUCUAUAACCGCUUCCUUUCCUUGAGCGCCGGCUUCCAGCAAACGAACUCCUCCAACAUCCUGAAGGCUUGUUUCGACUUUACUCUCCAAAGGCGUAACAGCUUUUUGCCCGGGGAGGCCAGCUUUCUCAUCGAUAUGUUGCAUGAGCUCGACACCUACCUGCAAUUGAAAGGCACACAACUGGAGCGUGAGAUGGCCGCGGAGAUAAUACUGCGCAUCCUGGAUAAAGUCAUGCAGAAUGCCCAAUCCUUGAACAGUCAACAGCAAAUUAAAAAGCUGCAGCAGCUAACGCAAUCGGCGGCGCUGAACCGCGAGACCAUCGCGGCCUCCCAAUUGGCCACCUCGACCAGUGGCAGCAGCAGUCAGCCGUCACCGGGUGACAGUUCGACCCGCGGUGACGAUGGCAGCGGGUCAGGAGUAACGGCAGGUGAGAUUUCCGCGGGUCCUGCGGGCAGCCUUCAGGCAACAAGAGCCGGCGGCGGCGGUGGCGGUGGAGCAGUAGCAGCAUCUGGAUCUGGUGCCUCGAGCAUUUUGACAGUCGAUGAGGACACCCUGUCACUGGACAGACUCAACUCGCUGCGCAUUUACAUGACAUCGGUGAAAACGCUGCCGUUUAAUUUACGCAUUUACGGCGAGGAUUUGUUCUCUGACCAGCUCUACAUGGACAUUGGACUCUCCGCCCGACUGCUGCACAUCAUGGCCAACUCAACGAUUUUCGCCUCGGUCAUCUCCUACAAGAAUCUGAAAAGUUUUCUCCCCAAGACCUACUACACGCGUGGCAGGUGAGUUAAAACAGCU
Drosophila eugracilis is the source of this 1938-nucleotide messenger RNA. RefSeq lists its product as uncharacterized. Bases 1 to 1926 code for a protein of 641 amino acids. Gene Ontology annotation, cellular component: membrane. The record is from RefSeq and is a predicted model, not a curated record. Lineage: Eukaryota; Metazoa; Arthropoda; Insecta; Diptera; Drosophilidae. The transcript is spliced from 8 exons. Gene Ontology annotation, molecular function: G protein-coupled receptor activity.